Messenger RNA from Penicillium griseofulvum, 2451 nucleotides. RefSeq lists its product as uncharacterized. The record is from RefSeq and is a predicted model, not a curated record. The coding region runs from base 1 to 2451 and encodes 816 amino acids. Lineage: Eukaryota; Fungi; Ascomycota; Eurotiomycetes; Eurotiales; Aspergillaceae. Gene Ontology annotation, molecular function: polynucleotide 5'-hydroxyl-kinase activity. The transcript has 4 exons. Gene Ontology annotation, biological process: cleavage in ITS2 between 5.8S rRNA and LSU-rRNA of tricistronic rRNA transcript (SSU-rRNA, 5.8S rRNA, LSU-rRNA). Gene Ontology annotation, cellular component: nucleus.
AUGGUGAAGCGAAAGGCUGAAAAACAGCAAACAGCUGGCCCUGUUAGCGCUGUCGCUGCUUUAGCAGCGCGCAGAGCUCGACAACAGCAAGCACAGAGCGCGGAUGUACCAAAGGAUGCGCCACAAACUAUCAUUGAGACCGAGCCACCCUCUAAAAAGUCACGGCAGUCUCUCGAGGGACCUGGGGCGACUGAGACAAACGAAGAGCGUCGUGGUACACGAACAAAGCCAGCAAAGAAGCAAGAUGAGCCAUUGCCCGCGAAGAUCACACCGGAGCGCCCAGUAAGAGCCACCCGGCCUCAAAAAUCAAAAGUGAAGCCCGAGGUGGAGGAUACUCUCAGGCAGCCCGAAGACGAGCAGUCUGAACAAGACCAAGUCGAGGAUGCGGAAGAGAUGGAUGAGGAUGAUAUUGCGUCUGUUGUGGGUGACGCCGACGGCUAUGAAUCUCCCGCAGAAACGCCAGCAGAACUCCAGAAUUUCCCUCUAUCCAAGGCUCGUUUGAACAAAAGCAAUAUCGUCUACAGUGAUGAGAGCACGCUUUGCAUUCGCAUUAAGGAACGAACGAACUUGGCGUUGUUGGGCCAUUACGACCUUUGGGUAAAAAGAGGUGUUGUCAGUCUGAUGGGCGCAAAAUUACAUCCAUCCUCACAACUGCAUAGAGUCUAUGCUCCCUCCACCCACUCUUUGCCAGUCAUCAAAUGUGUUGCUGGAAUUGAUGGCGAAGCAGAAGUGGAGAUCAAGUCUUGCACUAGCGGCAUUUCCCGCCUCCGUGAUCUCUCGCCUCUGUAUCAAAGGAUAUGGGCUGGCGAUAACACUGCUGCAGAUAAAAUCACACUGAAAGGGGCCGCAAAAGACUCGAAGCGGACUUUUUCAGUGUUAUAUACAUCGGCAGAUGAUUCCUUAAAUAGACAUAUCCGACCACUUCACCUUGACAAAAAAUGGAGUGCGUCAAUGAAAGCUCUCUCACAGCGCGAAGGACAACUCCGUGUUCUGAUAUGUGGCCCUAAGGCAUCCGGAAAGUCCACCUUUAGUCGCUACUUGUUGAAUCAUGUCCUCAGCCCAACACCAGAGACCGAGAGUGGAUAUACUAAUACCGAUGGAGUUGCUUUCCUGGAUCUAGACCCAGGCCAGCCUGAGUUUGCUCCUAUGGGUCAAGUUUAUCUUGCACGCUUGCGUUCUCCGUUCUUCGGUCCGCCUUUUACUCACCCAUCAUUGAAUGAUUCCCAUAACGGUGAAAUAGUGCGGGCACAUCAUAUCGGUGCAGCAUCGCCAAAAGAAGACCCUGAUCACUAUGCACUGGCUGUGAUGGAUCUCAUGGAUCAAUACCGCACGAUGCUGGAGAAACAUCCCCAAUGUCCUCUGAUUAUCAACUACCCCGGUUGGAUCUUUGGGCAGGGGUUAGAGGUUGCAACUUGGCUUGUCAGAUCUCUCGGACUUUCUGAUGUGGUAUAUAUGAGUGAAAAGGGCCCCUCAGAAGUUGUUGAUCCAUUAGGUUUGGCUGCUCGUGAAGCUCGAGUUCCCUUGACAAUCCUCCCAUCUCAGCCCACUGAUUUUGUGAGCCGAUCAAGCGCUCAAUUGCGAGCGAUGCAAAUCCAGUCAUACUUCCAUAUGUCUUAUCCAACUGAUCUCAAAACUUCGGUUUGGUCAGAUGUACCGCUCUCUCGCACGAGGCCCAUUACUGUGGACUAUGCUGGCGCACGACAAGGUAUUCUAGGCGUCAUGGUCAUGGGAUCCCAGAUCUAUCCCGAUCUACUGCACGAAACGCUUGAAGGUGCUAUCGUGGGCGUCGUGGCAGUGGAAUCCCCGAAGGCUAUCAUGAGUGGGAUGGAACCAUCACAGACACCAGAUGACGAAGAGCAUGAGGAUAUUGACAUGGAGUCAGCAAACCCAGGCGCGGGUAACCUAUCUGAUCCUUCCAUCGCUGACAGCGUUGUACGAACGGCCGAAGACCUUCCUUACCUUUUUGUUGGUUCCGGCAGUUGCACCCCAUUGGAUCCUAAGGCAUCGAAUUGUCUUGGUCUUGCUUUGGUCCGUUCGAUCGAUACCUCUUCGCGCAAGCUUGAGCUCUCUACUCCUAUUCCCUCAUCUCACCUAGAGAAGGCCAUCGAUCAAGGUCACGGCAUUGUACUAGUCCGCGGUCAGCUUGAUAACCCGAAUUGGGCUAUCAGCGAAGAAUACUACGCCGCUCGUGCAGCAGAGCGGCGCUACCAGCAAUCGACAUCUGGGUCGAGGAAAGCUGGGGACUCUGGCAGUGAGGAGUUUGAUCCGGCUGAGCAUAAUCGAACGCUUGCACUGCUGCGGGAGAGGGUCCGCCGGGCGAGCAAUGUGCCUUGGAUGACUGUCGUGGAAGAUAACAGCCGCCACCAGCGUGAAGUUGCUGCGCGACGAGAAAAGUCACUAUGGAAGUUGAGAAAGAAGGCAUACCCUGGCAGCGAGAGCGAGGCAGAUUAA